GCCCUUCUUUCUCUUUCCCUCCCGCCUCUGACCUGAAGAGAGAAAAAAAAUAUCCUGGACCGGACCUCCAAUUCCUCUUCUCGCAACUCCAUCACCGCAUUUGCAUCAGCAUCAGCAUCAUAGCCCGUCUUCUCUCUGAAGCCAUCGCCAGCCCCGUCCUUGGAGUUUGCUCAGCCGUGGUCUUUGUGCCUCUUUUUAUCUCUUAAUCAUUCUUCGUGAUACCCCCCUGUGAAUUUGUUUGUCAGCCAAACCAACUCCGAAAAUGCGAUCCUCUGCCAUCUUCGUCGCCAUUGCCGCUACUGCGGUGUCGGCUCAGACUGUUCCGACCUACAAGAGCUCUCUGAACAUGACCAUUGACCCUAACUCUGUUCCCCAGCAGCAGCGAGCUGUUUGGUGCCAGGGCCAGACCAACACUUGCCAGGUCCUUUGCGACAACAACACUGACCUGAACGACUGCAACCAGGCUCAACUCACCUUCGACUGCACAUGCGCUGCCAACAACUCGGCUCCUGGUCUCCAGUAUUACACCCAGACUCUGCCCACCUUCAUCUGCCAGCAGCUCUUCUCCAACUGCAUCCAAGCCAACGCUGGCAACGCAGAUGGCCAGGACCAGUGCAAGAGCAACAUCCAGAAGCUUUGCGCCACCCACAACCCUCCCACCAUUGCCGAGAUUAGCAGCUUGGCCGAUGCUUCCACUGCUGCCACAACCGCCGCCACCACCUCUGCUGCCAGCCAUGCCGCCACCACCUCUGCCGACAAGACUGCUAGCAGCUCUGCCCAGUCGACAACCUCCAAAGCCCUUGCCGCUGCUACCAUGGGCCCUGUUGGAGCCGGUGCCUUUGCCAUGGCCGCCGCUGGUCUCGCCGCUUAUGCCCUCUAGAUGAGCUGAGCGAUUCAGUCCGAGCUGCUGGUUUUGUCUGGCGACCCAGUCCGCGGUAAUGGUGCGUACUCUAGGAAGGAAAGAAAAGGGGCACUGGGUCAAUGCUUGGACGAGGGGCCUCGCUUCUCCAUGAACCACUUUGUUAUCUAGUACACUUUGUUUGUUUGAUAUCACCCCCCCUUAACGAAACCCAAGACGACGAAUAUGAUCGAGGGCAUAAUGAUGGUUGUGUGUUUGUUCCCCCCCCUUCGAGUUUUAGUUUUUGCGUUUACAAGGUUACAUGCCGUGGUUAUGCCUGCCACUUGGCCACCUUUGCAUUUAAUCUGUUGAAGGCGUAGCAAGGGUAGUCGCCGCGUCGACUCGGAGGGGAAGAGUCUUUUCAUUUUUUUUUCUUUUUCACAUGGCAGAGGCGAAGGGGAGUAGUUGUUUUGAGGCAUAACAAAAUGCUAAAAGUCGUUUGACAAAAGAU
Molecule: messenger RNA, 1349 nt
Organism: Trichoderma asperellum CBS 433.97
Lineage: Eukaryota; Fungi; Ascomycota; Sordariomycetes; Hypocreales; Hypocreaceae
Source: RefSeq, a predicted model, not a curated record